AUGAAACAAAACGAAACGAAAAAAUUCUGUGAAAUCCCACCCAUUGACGGUAAUACCAUUCUUGGAUCAGAUGAAAUAUGUAAAACAAAAUGUUAUUUUUUAGUAUUGCAAAUUCUCCCAACAAAUAAAAAGUUUUCAAAAUUUGAAGUUACUGAUUUUACUUCCAAUGUACAAUUAAAUGAUGAGAUUGGUAAAGAUGAAAAAAAUUAUAGAUACCUUUGUACUGAUGAUAAUAAAGUUUUGGAAAUAGUCGUACAUCAAGAUAAAUUAGAUCCAAUUAGCGGUUGGUAUGAAGAAGAAUUUCCGGGUUUAAAAUUAAAUUUAGCACAAGACGUGAGAGAUAAUAACGGGCAAGUAUUUGUUGAUGAUAAAGUAUUGAUAAUGGCAAUGACAUUAAGAUGGAGAGAAUAUCAUGGCAAGUUGGAACCCUACACAUAUGAUCCAGAAGUUAUUAAAUGGGAACCAGAAAAUAUGACUGAAAAAGAUCAACAAGUUGUUAUUGAUUUAUAUAGAAAUAUACUACAACAAAGAGAUUAUGUUCAAACAUUGCAAAACAAAGCAAGUAAUAGACUUCAAAAAAUUAUACCAGCAGAGUUUUAUCAACAAUUUUAUAUAAAUAAAAAUUACUCUUAUAAAUCAGUUCAAAAAAAUACAAAUGAUACUGGUAAAGCUAAUGAAAAUUCAAACACAGUUUAUCAACCAACGGAAGAAGUUGAUAAAUCAAGUAAGCAAAAUGAGGAACAAUCUCAAGUCAAAAAUGAAGAUGAGGAGCAAACUCAAGUCAAAAAUGAAAUUAACACUAGUCAAGCAGGAGUUUCAAAUCUGGUAAAAGUAGAACCAAUUAUAUCUACCACUAUAUUGCCCGUUGAAUAUGAUGAAGAUAUCUUCGAUAAUUUAUCAAGUAGUGAUGAAAAUUUACCAACAAGUUCAACAGCAUCUCAACCAGCCCAACCUCGACUAGAAGAAAAAGCAUCAGUGAAUAUGGCAGAACAAAAAUUAGAUUCAGAAGAAGAAGAAGAAGAAUUACCAAUCACUGAAAUGGAAACUCCAACUCAUAAAAGAUCAUCAUCAGAACAAUCCCAACUACAAUCACAACCAAACAAACGUCAUCGACAAAAUGUACCAGGUGGAUUUAUUUCAAUACAAGAUUUAAACGAUGCAAAUUAUUUAAAAUUAGAAAUAGACAACAAGGUAUAUAAAAUUUUAUGUCAAAUUAUAGGUACAAAACCCGAAGAUCUUGCUUUAGUAUGUGGUAAAGAAUUAGUCAAAAACAAAAUAACCAAAAAAAUGGAAUUAGGUGAUCCAAUUAUAGCAGGAUUAAGUUUAUUAAUUGCUGAACCAAAUUUACCAUCAGGAUCAGAAUUAUAUGAAAAUGAUUUUUUAGAAAUUGAAUUAACUGAUCAAGACGUUUUAAAAUUAUUUAAAUGUGAUAGAAUUGAAGAAUUAUAUUUAAUUGGUGAUAAAAUUGAAAUUGAUUAUAAACAAGUUUAUGAAUUGGAAAUUAUGAAAAAGGAUUUUGGUGGCAUAAUAUUAUGGGGUGUUGUGGGUGGUUUAUAUUAA
Molecule: messenger RNA, 1560 nt
Organism: Lodderomyces jiufengensis
Lineage: Eukaryota; Fungi; Ascomycota; Pichiomycetes; Serinales; Debaryomycetaceae
Gene: CDC13
Product: Cdc13p
Exons: 1
Coding region: 1-1560 (519 amino acids)
Source: RefSeq, a predicted model, not a curated record